This is a messenger RNA of Blastomyces gilchristii SLH14081, 3525 nucleotides long. RefSeq names its product ribosome biogenesis protein BMS1. The coding region runs from base 1 to 3525 and encodes 1174 amino acids. The transcript has 4 exons. Lineage: Eukaryota; Fungi; Ascomycota; Eurotiomycetes; Onygenales; Ajellomycetaceae. Gene Ontology annotation, molecular function: GTP binding; GTPase activity; U3 snoRNA binding. The record is from RefSeq and is a predicted model, not a curated record. Gene Ontology annotation, cellular component: 90S preribosome; nucleus. Gene Ontology annotation, biological process: maturation of SSU-rRNA from tricistronic rRNA transcript (SSU-rRNA, 5.8S rRNA, LSU-rRNA); endonucleolytic cleavage of tricistronic rRNA transcript (SSU-rRNA, 5.8S rRNA, LSU-rRNA); ribosome biogenesis.
AUGGAGGAGCAGACGAACAGACCACAUCGGAAAUCGAAGGAGAAGAAAAAGAAGAAUAGGGAUCAAGCUGGCGCAAAUCCCAAGGCUUUUGCUGUCGCGCAUGCCGGUCGUCUACAGAAACAGGCCGCUAGGUCUCAUGACAUUAAAGAAAAGAGACUCCAUGUCCCGCUCGUGGAUCGCCUGCCCGAAGAGGCGCCCCCGAUUAUCGUUGCGGUGGUUGGGCCUCCGGGUGUUGGAAAAACCACUCUCGUCAAAUCUCUCAUUAAGCGAUAUACGAAGCAGAGCUUGAGCACCCCAGCCGGGCCUCUCACUGUCGUAACGUCGAAACGAAGACGGUUAACGUUCCUCGAAUGCCCCUCCGACUCCCUGGCGAGCAUGAUUGAUGUCGCCAAGAUUGCGGAUAUUGUCUUGCUGAUGAUCGAUGGCAACUACGGCUUUGAGAUGGAGACGAUGGAAUUCCUCAACGCGCUGUCUUCGAGCGGGAUGCCUGGGAACGUCUUCGGGAUCCUCACACAUCUCGACCUCUUUAAGAAACAGAGCACGCUCCGCCAGGCGAAGAAGCGGCUAAAACAUCGCUUCUGGAGUGAAUUGUACCAGGGCGCGAAAUUGUUUUAUUUGUCUGGCGUUAUUAACGGGCGGUACCCGGAUCGAGAGAUACAUAAUCUGUCGCGGUUUUUGUCUGUCAUGAAAAAUCCGAGGCCGCUUAUAUGGAGGAACUCGCACCCUUAUUGUCUCGCUGAUCGCUUCCUGGAUAUCACGCCACCGACAGCUAUUGAGGAAAAUCCCAAGUGUGAUAGGACGGUUGCGUUGUAUGGAUAUCUUCGCGGUACAAAUUUCCCCGCGGUAGGUGCGCGGGUGCAUGUGCCCGGUGUUGGGGACCUGAGUGUCUCGUCCAUAGAAGCCCUACCUGACCCGUGCCCAACACCCUUCAUGGACCAGGAAAUCGCGAAGGCGACAGGCAAGUCGAGCCGGAGAAGGCUGGGGGAGAAACAGAAGCUCCUUUUUGCGCCCAUGUCUGAUGUCGGUGGUGUGCUCGUUGACAAAGAUGCGGUGUAUAUCGAUAUUAAGACUUCUAAUUUUGACAGGGAUGCCGAUGGCGAUGAGGAGAGGGGCCUUGGGGAGCAACUUGUUGUUGGAUUACAAGGGGAACGGAAAUUACUCGGGCAGGCGGAGUCUGGGGUCCGGCUGUUUAGGGAUGGAGAGGCAGUUGCUGGUGGAGAUGAGGAUGAAAAGCGGGAAGUUGGACGGAAGCAAAAAAGAACGGUCCGAUUCACGGACGAUCAGGAACAUGGGACGGAUGUUUUGGGGGACGAAGAUGAAGGCUUCGAGUCAGAUGAUAGUGCGGAGGGAAAUGGAGAAGAAGAGGAAGAAGAGGACGAGGAGGAUGAGGACGAGGUCAUGCCCCCGGCUGAUUUUGAGACAAAUUUUAGAGAAAGGCAAAAUGGCGCCGCUCGACGUGAUGAGGAUGAUAUCGCCUUUGCAGAUAGUGAUUCUGAUCUUGGAUCGAUAUCUUCGGUUGAGGACCAGGAACUGGAGAGCGAAGGUGAUCUCGAGUACGAUUCGGAUGAAGUCGAUGAUGGAACCCUACGCUGGAAGGAAAACCUGGCUGCGAAUGCCAAGGCUGCAUUUGGCAAAAGGAUUCCUUAUCGUGUUGCGGACCUCACAAGAAUGCUUUAUGACGAGUCGAUAACCCCUCAGGAUGUUGUCAAUAGAUGGACCGGGGCGGAUGAUGAUGAACAUGAUGAGAAUGACGAGGACGAGGAGGAGGACGAUUUUUUCAAGAAAACGCAUGUGGACACAGAGGAAUCAGAGGAUAGAACUGUUCCCGUAUUUGAUUAUGAGGAGCUUGAAAAAAAAUGGGAAGACAAUGAUAAUAUCCAAACCAUCCGACGUCGGUUUGCCCGUGCUAAAGUUUCCAAGGGUGACGGAUCGGAUGGUAAGGAUGAAGGUGAAGAUGACGAUGAGGACGGAGAGUUUGAUGAUUCGGAUGACGAAGGAGACGGUGUGUUCGAGGACCUAGAAACCGGUAAGGUCGUCAAUGGAGAGGAAGAGAAAGAGGGCGACGAGAACGACGAACCUGAAGAUCUUGAGGCGGAGAGAGAACGAAAUGCGAAGAGAAAAGAGGAGCUACGACUUCGUUUCGAAGAAGAGGAUCGCGAAGGUUUUGGGAAAGCCAAAGAUGGACGCGACAAGCAGGAUGAGGAGGAGUUUGGCGAAGACGAUUGGUAUGAUGCACAAAAGGCCAAGCUCCAAAAGCAGCUUGAUGUCAACCGGGCGGAAUUUGAUUCCCUCGAUGCACUAUCCAGAGCGAGGGCGGAGGGGUACAAAGCCGGGACAUAUGCCAGAAUCGUGUUAGAAAAUGUUCCGUGCGAGUUCUCAACAAGAUUUAACCCGCGCUUCCCGGUUAUUGUUGGGGGCCUGGCACCUACGGAAGAUCGAUUUGGCUUUGUCCAGGUUAGGAUUAAAAGACACAGAUGGCACAAGAAAAUCCUGAAGACCAACGAUCCCCUCAUAUUUUCUCUUGGCUGGCGUCGAUUCCAGACUACCCCCGUAUACAGCAUCUCCGAUUCCCGAACACGAAAUCGCAUGUUGAAAUAUACCCCUGAGCAUAUGCAUUGUUUUGGUACUUUCUACGGUCCUCUCGUAGCUCCCAACACUGGUUUUUGCUGUGUGCAAUCAUUCUCGAAUAAAAACCCAGGGUUCCGAAUAGCGGCUACAGGAGUUGUUCUGAAUGUGGACGAGACUACGGAGAUUGUGAAGAAGCUCAAACUAACCGGAUACCCGUACAAGAUCUUCCGGAACACAGCCUUCAUCAAAGAUAUGUUUACAUCCGCUAUCGAAAUUGCCAAAUUCGAAGGCGCCAGCAUUCGCACCGUUUCCGGAAUCCGCGGCCAGAUUAAGCGCGCCUUGAGCCGCCCGGAGGGCCAUUUCCGAGCCACGUUUGAGGACAAAAUCCUCAUGAGCGAUAUUGUGUUCCUGCGUGCUUGGUAUCCCAUCAAGCCGCACCGAUACUACAAUCCCGUCACCAACCUGUUGGAUGACGAAGAUGGACACGGCUGGAAAGGCAUGCGUCUGACAGGAGAAGUUCGCCGUGAGCAGAAUAUCCCCACCCCGCUUGAAAAGGACUCCGCAUAUAGGCCAAUCGAGCGCCCCACCCGCCACUUCAAUCCCCUCCGCGUCCCUCGUCAGCUAGCUGCAGAACUUCCUUUCAAAUCUCAGAUUACGAAGAUGAGACCGCGUCAAAGUCAGUCAUAUCUGCAGAAACGCGCUGUGGUUUUGGGUGGAGAAGAGAAGAAAGCGCGCGACCUGCUGCAGAAGCUCACCACCAUGCGCAACGAGAAGAUCGCGAAGAGACAAGCUGCGCAGGAAGAGCGGAGGAAGGUUUAUCGCGCCAAGGUUGCGGAGAAUGCGGAGAAGAAAGCGGAGAGAGAAAAGCGGGAGCGGGAUGAGUAUUGGCAGCGGGAGGGGAAGAAGCGGAAGAAUGAUGGUGGAGAGGGAGGGAGAACGGGGAAGAAAAGAAGGUGA